Molecule: messenger RNA, 2821 nt
Organism: Heterocephalus glaber (naked mole-rat)
Lineage: Eukaryota; Metazoa; Chordata; Mammalia; Rodentia; Bathyergidae
Source: RefSeq, a predicted model, not a curated record
AUGGCGUGUGUCCAGCCAGAGCUGGGGACCGAGGAGGCGAUGGAGGCCCCUGGCUGGCUGGGAGGGGUUCCCGGGGAGGGCACUCACCGAGCUGCCAGGUCCCACUGUGACAGGCAGGGGAGGCUGAGAAGGGCCAUCCUAGACCGUUCCCUGAGCCUGCCCAGACGCCAGCUCAGCCGCCCCCCGCCACAGCACUGCCAGCCCCGGAGCUACAGCUUCCUGUCUGCCCUGCGGGGAGAAGGAGGCCCCAGGGUCAGUCUGGCAGGGGCACGGGACAGACAGACAGCCACUCGCCUCCAGUGUCUGUCCCUUGCCCAGGCACUGUGCCUCCUCCUGCUGGGGUCCCCCCAACGCACCCCUGCCCAGCCUGCGUGCAGAGAGGAGGAGUUCCCGGUAGGCUCUGAGUGUUGCCCCAAGAGCAGUCCAAGUUUCCAUGUGAGGCAAGUGUGCAGCGAGGUGACAGGCACUAAGUGCUCGCCCUGCCCUGCUGGGACCUACACCGCCCACCCCAAUGGCCUCCGGCAGUGCCUGCGCUGGCAGGACUUCAUUCCCAUGGCUGCAGAUACACAGAAGGGGGUCCAGCUCCUGACUGGGGGCAAAGGUCCAGGACAGCAGACAGACGGGCGACGCCGGGCCUCUGGCUGCUCCAGGUCCCCACUGGUAGGCGAUCCGGGCCAGGGCUCAGCACCAGUCCUCUGUAUCCCUGCGGGACAGCAGCUUGGAGCCUGUGGUGCUCAGGAAGAGGCUGGGAGGACAGUGGGGGCCCAGUGCACAGCUGUGUGGUCCCUGUGGUGGAGGAGCUCCAGCACCCAGGAUGCCGCGUGUGACUGUGGCCAAGGCCACUUCUGCAAGGCCCAGGAAGGGGCCUGUGUCCUGUGCGAGCCCCACACCACCUGCCACCCUGGCUGGAGGGUGAAGGAGAGACGUGAGCUGUGCCACAUUCACCCUCACCCCAGGGCCCUGGAUGCCCCAGGGAAGGGGAAGGCACAGGCCAGCCCAGGUUCUCCUGUCCCAGCCCUGUCCUCCGAGGAGGGGCGGCCGGGAGGGGCCUGGCCUGGAGGGAAAGGAGCCCUGGCCACUCUGACGGGGCUCGGACCUCGAGUCUCCUCACUUCCGCUCAGGUGCCGGGGAGGGGCUGAUGGGGCAGCUGGUGGGCAGUGCCAGUGACCACUGAGUGGCAGUGUGACCCAGGGCCGCUAUCCCUUCCCUGCCAGCACCAAGGCAGGACCGAGGCCCAGGAGGUGCCGACUGCCUGCCUGGGACCUUCUCGCCCAAUGGGACCCUGGACCAGGUAAGGGAAGCCCGAGCCCUGGACGCCGCCCCCUGCCCAGCAGAAAGGGUUGCAACCCCCCAACCCCGGGCGGCACCAGGGUCCCAGCCAGUACCCAGUGAGCAGCCCGGGGAGCUGGGGCCACAGCGGAUCUGCCCCUCCUGGAGGCUCCGGUGGCUCCGGAUCUGCGGGGAGGGGCUGCCCGCCCGGGUUCGGAGCCGUCUUGGCUUCCUCGACUCCUGCAGCCCCUGCUGGUCCCUCCUCCCUGCCCUGCUGGGCUCUCCGUCCUCCUCCUGCUCUCUGUGUCCCCAAAAUGGGGAGCAGCAGGGCACACGGGAGGCCACAGCCAGGCUGCUGACCAGAGCUGCCCUCAACCUCGGCCCCUGGUGCCCCUGUGCCAGGCCGGCAGGCCCACGUCCUCCCUCCCAGGUGCAGUGGGUGGCUUCAGAGGGAAGCAGAACCGGGGACCAGCAGCAAGGAUGGCACCUGCUCCCUUGUGGCGUCUCUGUUCUUGCGUCCUGCAUGGUGACCGUCGGCACCCUCACUCUGGCGGGCGUUCUCUCAGCCCUCUGGAUACGGAAGAGAAGGAAAAGGUCGUCGGGGGGAGAGGCAGGAAGGAGCGGAGGAGCCCGCAGAUCCUGAGGCCCUGCAACCCAGGCCCUAUGUCACCACCGUGGCUGUGGAGAAGGACCCCCACCGCUGAGCACCAGCUCCAGCCUGACCACAGCUUUCCUGAGCCAGAAGCCCGUGACAGCGCCUGGUCCACUCCAGUCUGUUUUCUCCAGAGUCUUCCCAAGUGUAAAAGGUGAAACCACUGAGUGCAACCUGGAGCUUUCUGACCUGACCCUGGUCUGUCAGCACCAGCGACAGGCUGGCACCAGCCUGCGAUGGACCAGGAACCUUCCGGCAUGGAUGAAGCCACUUCUGACCGAAGCGUCUUAUGAUCCCCUGCUUCUGACCUAGGUCUUGGGCAUCUGCUGCCUGGCGCCAAGAGUCUGUCCCUCAGCCCCAGUCACUUCCAGUCCUGACUCUGUACCUUCUGUCUUGGGGCUCCUCGGGAUGCUUCCCGGAACAUCUCCUCCUAACAGAGUUUCAGGUUCCUAAAGGAGUAUCCCGCGGCGGGAAGGAAGGCGUCUAGCACGUGCUCGGCCCAGCUCCCCUCUCUCGGUGUCCACAGAGCCAGGCGACUGGAGACCUCAAGACAGACGCCAGUGUGGCCCUGCGGCAGGCCCCGGCUUCCCUGAGGCCUUUCUUGGUUCAUGGAGCACGUGGCUCAGGGGGACUUCAGUAGCAAUGCACCCCAGGGACCCCAGAUGCUGGGAAAUGGUGGGGCACGGUGCUGGGAGUUUCGAGGAGGUCCAGCCUGGAGCUCCUGCUGAGCCUCAGUUUGUUGGUCUGGAGGAUGGGCCCGGUCUACCUUGCAGAGCUGGGACUGCUCUGGGGUGGCCAUGAAUGUGGCCUUCAGUGACUCCUGUUCGGAGUGACUUACUAAAUUGCAGUUUCUUCCUUCCUUUUUUGUAUUUGUCAUAAAAUAUAUACACUUGUAUUUGU